Molecule: messenger RNA, 1644 nt
Organism: Neoarthrinium moseri
Lineage: Eukaryota; Fungi; Ascomycota; Sordariomycetes; Amphisphaeriales; Apiosporaceae
Exons: 1
Coding region: 1-1644 (547 amino acids)
Molecular function (GO): protein binding
Source: RefSeq, a predicted model, not a curated record
AUGGACUCGUUCGCAAAGCUCAAGCGCCGUACCACGGAUCUGAUGGACUCGGCUUCCAAGAACAUGCCGUCCGCAUCCAAGGUGCAGAUGCCCAACUUCUCUUUCCCGAGCUUCACCAAGUCCUCCUCCGGGCCCUCGAUGAAGGCCACAUGGCAGCACAUCUCGAUCCCGCCCCUGCCUCGCUCGUCCCACUCGCUCAAUGUCGUGGCCGGCUCGGCCUACGUCUUUGGCGGCGAGGUCGAGCCUCGCCAACCCGUCGACAACGACAUGCACAUUAUCAACCUGCCCAUCAGCGGCGCUCCCGCCGACUACUACAGCGUCAAGGCCAAGGCGUCGACCAAGACCCAGCUCGCCGAGACAGCACCUAUCCCCGAGGAGGGCGACCUGGCCACGCCGACCGAGCCCACAGAGCCUCUGGACGAGGUCCCCUUGUCAUCGCCGCCCGCGGUGACCGAGCCAGAAUCCGCAGACAAGGGCAAGUCCGCCGAGAGCAGCACAAGCCCUAGCUCGGCCGACGUGCCCUCCCCGAGAGUCGGCCAUGCAACCGCCGUGAUCGGGACGCGCAUCUUCCUCUUCGGCGGGCGGACGGCCGCUGCAGAGACGCUCGACGAGGCCGGCCGCGUCUGGAUCUUCGAGACCAAGACACACACCUGGUCGUACCUGGACCCGUCCAAGGACAGCUUGAUCCCGCCGCCGCGCUCCUACUUCGCAGCCGUGGCCACCGAGAAGCCGCGCGACUUUGCCAUCAAGCCCGUGCGGCGCACCGAGUCCUGGAAAGAGUGGGCUGAGGGCGACAGCGCCGAGGUCGGUAUCCCGCAGCGGCCCAUCGCCGGCAGCGUUGCCGCCACUGCGACCGACGAGGAGGAGUCGGGCUUCGGCACCUUCAUCAUCCACGGCGGCUGCCUCGCCGAUGGCUCCCGGACCAACGACGUCUUCGCGUUCGACGUGCGGAGCCGCAUAUGGAAGCAGCUCCCCACGGCCCCCGGCGCUCCGCGUGGCGGCCCGGCUCUCGCCCUGGCCAAGAGCAGGCUGUACCGCUUCGGAGGUUACGAUGGAACCGCCGAGAUUGGCGGCCAGCUGGACGUCCUGGACCUAGGCCUCGACCAGUUCGACGACCGCGUGAGCAGGGGCGAGGUCGGCGUCUUUGCCCGCGGCGACUGGACAACCCUGGCCCCGGCCACGAGCUCUGAGCAGGCCAGCGAGAAGGGCAGCCUGGUCGCUGAGGAGUGGCCCGGCGCCCGCUCGGUGACGGGCAUGCACCUGGUGCUGGCGGGCGGCGGCCGCGAGUACCUGGUCGUGGUGCUGGGCGAGCAGACGCCCAGCGGCGGCGGACACGAGGCGGCGGGCACAUUCUGGAGCGACGCGUGGGCGUUCCAGGUGCCGCCGGUGGGCAUGACGCCCGCCAGCUUCACGGACGCCAUGCUGCAGGCCGUGGGCCGCAAGACGGGCGAGGGCAAGUGGACGCGGCUGGCCACGGGCCCUUACGACGACGAGGUGGACGCCGACGUCGCGGGGCCCGGCGCCCGCGGCUGGUUCGCCAGCAGCAGCGCCGGCGACUACGAGGAGGGCGGCGUCGUGCUGUUCGGCGGCAUCGACCAGGAGAACAGGAGGCUUGGCGACGGGUGGGUGCUCAGACUUGCAUGA